AUGCAAGUCAGAAAUAUUCAGAACAUAGCACCGAGUCUAACUGACAAGAGUAUAAAGAUAUACUAUGAACACGUUAUGAUGAAACCAACCAAAAUUCAAGAAAGUCAGUAUACUUAUGAAUAUCCAAGACACUGGGUAGAGUAUGUAGGAGGUGAGAAAGCUAUUGAAAUAAGACAAGUUAGAAGUAUUCCAGCAGGAAGGACAAUAUUAUUGAAGAACUUUAAUGUUUUGAGAUAUAAUGAUGAAACAAAGAAGCAAGAUAGUUUCCCUGUUGCUGUGUAUGUGAACUUAGAUACAGGAGAUGACAUGAAAGUUUUUAACACAAAGCUUCAAAUGGUAUUGAAAGAACAACUUAUAGCAGAAGGACACCCAUUACCUUCAGAAGUUACCAUAGCAUAUAAUUUUGAAACAAACUCAAUAGAUUUUAAAGUCGUCUCUGCAAAGAAGUCAGGAUUUACAUUUAAUGAAGCAGAUGUAUAUUCGAAUGAAAACUUCAAAGCUAUUGCAUG
Trichomonas vaginalis G3 is the source of this 509-nucleotide messenger RNA. RefSeq lists its product as uncharacterized. Lineage: Eukaryota; Parabasalia; Trichomonadida; Trichomonadidae. The transcript has a single exon. The record is from RefSeq and is a predicted model, not a curated record. The annotation marks the transcript as partial.